AUGAGAUUCACCUAUCUUCCAGCGGCGUUGGCUGUUUUGAAAGCCGUUAAUGCUUCUCCGGUGCCAUUUAUUGAGUGGGUCACUGUGACCAAAUUUAUCACUGAAUCUUAUGGAUAUGAGAAGUAUACUGAGGUUUUUCCACAGACCUCUAUUGAAACUCCAUCUACGACUCCAUCAGCAACAACAACGCCAACCUCUACGAUCCCUGCCACUACUCCUACCACCUCUAGUACUCCAACUACUCCAACUACAACUUCUACUACACCAACUACAACUUCUACUACACCCACUACAACCUCUACUACACCCACUACAACCUCUACUGCUCCAACUAUUACAACUUCCUCAGCUUCUAGCUCACCUACUCCUGCCACCUUCGACAUCUUCAAUGGCCAAGGUACCUACUACGACACCGGACUUGGCGCCUGUGGAAUUGUAAAUGUCGACACCGACUACAUCGUAGCCCUCUCCCACGAAUUGUUUGACCAGUACACCCCCGGUGGAAACCCUAACCGUAACACCUUGUGUGGAAGAAAAAUCAACGCCCAAUACCAAGGGAAGAGCGUUCAAGUGACUGUCACCGACAGAUGUGAGGCAUGCAAAUACUACGACUUGGACUUCUCGCCUUCUGCAUUUUUGCAGCUUGCAGACCAGAGUCUCGGCCGCAUCGACAUUACAUGGGACUGGGCCUAA
Molecule: messenger RNA, 693 nt
Organism: Australozyma saopauloensis
Lineage: Eukaryota; Fungi; Ascomycota; Pichiomycetes; Serinales; Metschnikowiaceae
Product: RlpA-like double-psi beta-barrel domain-containing protein
Exons: 1
Coding region: 1-693 (230 amino acids)
Source: RefSeq, a predicted model, not a curated record